CCCGAAGUCUGCUGGGCCGCGAUCAGUGACCAGUAGCAUCUGAGCUGGUCACCCACUUUCACCCCAGGAAUUCUGGUGGAGGUCACGUCUUGCCUGCGUCCCGGCUAAGCCGGACGCGGCAACUGUGACCGACCACCGAUCUCAAGUCGUUGACGGUUGCCGAAGGGUAUCCGUCCCAAGUUUCUUUGGACUUUCACUGUUCACCGUCGACGGGCGCAGAUAGUUUUCGACACCAUGAGCGGAACAAAUACCUCCCCCGUGGGAGAUGAUCUAGAUGAUUUCGCUGGUGUCUACGAGCCUUUAUCAAAGGAUGGUGCCUUUGUGGUCUAUAGACCUCGGGCCAUAGAAGAUUUGCAGGAGCCAUUUCAACCAGAAAGGACAGCCCCGCGUGAAAAAAACACCGCAGUACCACCCCGAGUUCGUCGAUGUAUCUCCGCAGUUCGUAGUCGUGAGUUGCUGAAGCAGAAGGCCCUGGCCGUGACCCUGGAGCCACCGCUAGUGGAGGGCAAGAAGGAUGAUGAGAUCCUGCAAACCCUUCGUGGAGGUGGAGUUGGAGCGCCUGGCGUCUGCCACUUGGAGGUUGAUACCGAGGCGGAGGACUCAGAGGUGAGCGUCGAGCCCACAGAAACCGGAAGGCCAUGUUUUUUGGAACGACCGGAGGAGUGCGCAUUGGAUGGGUGCAGUCAUCUUUUUGUUCGGUCCAAAGGACCCUUGCACUCUGCCGACGAGCCUCCGGAUUUCCUACAACUACCAGAGCCCAUCAAGCAGAGAACAGCUGGAGCUGCACGCGUGGCUGCUGCUGCCAGGGCUUGGGCUGCUGCAACCUCACCACCGCAGAACGGAGCGACGGCCGCUCUCAAUGGUACCUUCUUUGGACAGGCAGCAGGGAGUGAAAGACCAAUGGUUGUCAUAGCGAUUCAGGACGUACCACCAACAGCUCGAGGAGACACAGAUCGUACUGCACAGAUCAUGGCAGAGUUGAGACAGCAGGGUCGAGAUGCAUCGGCACGAGCAGCGGAAGAGGCAAGAGCCGUGGAGCCGCGAGAGGCCGUUGCCGGGCCUGCGAUCCUGGCCUUACGACGCAUGCGCAAUCGCAUUGCGGAGGGCCUGCCAUGGGCUUCAAGUCCACGAGAUCCUUCCAGACCCAGGUCGAUUAUGCCAAGUUUUAGCCGAAGAGCAGCACCAUCAGGAGUUUCUUCAAAUCAAGGAGCUACUCAGAUGGGAGGAGCAGCCUCACCUGGAGGCCCACCAGCUGCAGUGAGCAGCCUGGAACGACUGGAAGUUCGCCACCCUGGCGGCUUCCCAGAGCCGCACUAUUCGCAGUUGGUCCCCACAGCGCCAAGUGCACCAAAGCCACAGUCCAAUGGCCGUGGUUUUUUCCGCAGGAAUUGGCCACGGAUGAACUUGAUGAACACCUUGGGCUGGGGCGGGAGCUCAUCCAGUUCUUCAGCACAAGGUGCAUCGAGCAGCGGAGAGCAAAGUAGGCCGGCGACGGCGAAUGUCCCCAGGCAGCAGGAUCCCACACCUUCGAGUGGGGCGCAUGGAUCACCUUAGGUGUUUCAGCGACCUGUCUUCGGGACAGCUCCAGGAGAGCAAAGACCUGGCAGUCCCUGUGGAGCUGUAGAAUGCGCACCGGCUGCACUUGUCGCCCGGUGAAACUUGCUGAGAGCUGUGGCACUCAGAAAUGCUCGUCAUUCAGAAUCUUUUCAAUAGCUGCGAACUGUAGACCCCCGUUUCAAUUGGAUUGCUUG
Cladocopium goreaui is the source of this 1751-nucleotide messenger RNA. The record is from the annotation of a GenBank genome assembly. NCBI's taxonomy places the organism in Eukaryota, Dinophyceae, Suessiales, Symbiodiniaceae.